Pseudophryne corroboree (corroboree frog) is the source of this 1724-nucleotide messenger RNA. Its product is annotated as TPA-induced transmembrane protein homolog. The record is from RefSeq and is a predicted model, not a curated record. NCBI's taxonomy places the organism in Eukaryota, Metazoa, Chordata, Amphibia, Anura, Myobatrachidae. The coding region runs from base 249 to 827 and encodes 192 amino acids. The transcript has 6 exons.
UGUCACGUCUUCCCUGUGGCAGAUACUGCUGCUGCUGCUGUGUAAUAUGAAGACAAACUGGAAAAACCCGAUAACGCUGCCUAGUGCUGUGCACUGCCCUGUGACUCUGGCUCAGCCCGGCCACUCCUUCCCAGGAACCACUCUGUAGAAACUAGACGCUACCCACUCUGUAUCGAAAACGAUUCCUUCCGGAAAUAUCAGCGCUUCACUGGCUGUCCUGGGACCAGGGCUGUAUUACUGCCACCAUCAUGGCUUCAGAUCAGAGUAACCACAUGGUACAGAUGUCUUUACUGGGCAAUAAUACGGAAAAUGUUCGAGAACGAGGAAAACGCAGUAAGAAAAUUUUCAAGAAACCUAUUAUCUGGAUAGCUGUUGUGUUUCUAUCGAUCGUUAUAGUGAUAAUUAUCAGUCUUGUAGUCUAUUCAAAUGUUCAUAUUGAUGAGGAUGAAAAACAGUCUGCGGAUUUACAAUCAAAUAACACUUGCAGGUUCACCGGCUUUCUUAAUGUAACAGAUCCCUGUCUCUGGGAGACAUGGAUAAGAAAUGAAACUUCAUUUCAAAGCAGGAUCACUAAUGUAUAUCAGAUGUCGCCAUCACUGCAUUACUAUUUUAUUGCUGCCACAGUAGAGUAUAAUUCAGUUGAGGAUAACAGAUCUGCAAUUAUUCAGCUGGAUUUUUCCCAUCCAUCAGAGCCCAGGAAGUAUCCUAUAAGUAUAGAGCUAGUGGCAGGGAUCUUGAGGCAAGAUAUGUAUGAUCUAGAUAUGUCUGCAUGCCAAAACUCAAGCAUUUUAAUGGAUCCAUUUCAAGUUCAUUUAUUAAGUGACUGACUGCAAUGGUUUAGCUUGACCCACACCUGACUUUCUUAGACAUUUCAACCAAUGUGACAGUGGUCCUAGGCAUAUAAUUGUGGCUUUUAUUAUCUUUUUUUAUAUAUCGAGAAUCCCGAGUUGUCUAAAACCAUAAACUUGUAUUUAGUCAAACCAACCAUAACACCGAUCCACAAGGAGUUUAACUACUGUAUGAACAACUAGAGUUUUUAAUCAAAUUGACUAAUAUAAGCGGUGAAACGUUUGAUUGAGAUAUUGGGGGUCAUUCCGAGUUGUUCGCUCGCUAGCAGAUUUUAGCAGCAUUGCACACGCUAGGCCGCCGCCCUCUGGGAGUGUAUCUUAGCUUAGCAGAAUUGCAUCGAAAGAUUAGCAGAAUUGCGAAUAGAAAAUUUUUAGCAGUUUCUGAGUAGCUCCAGACUUACUCCUACACUGCGAUCAGUUCAGCCCAUUUCGUUCCUGGUUUGACGUCACAAACACGCCCUGCGUUCGGUCAGCCACUCCCCCGUUUCUCCAGACACUCCCGCGUUUUAUCCUGGCACGCCUGCGUUUUUCCGCACGCUCCCUGAAAACGGUCAGUUUUCGCCCAGAAACACCCACUUCCUGUCAAUCACACUUGUAAAUCUACAAAGUUUUGAGCAAAAAUACUUAGCGCAUGCGCACUGCGUACCAUGCGCACUGCGUACCAUGCGCAUGCGCAUUUUCGCCUUAAUCGCUCCGUUGCGAAAAUUGGCAACGAGCGAACAACUCGGAAUGACCCCCAUAAUGUAAUAUGUCUUGGUCUGUAAUUUGUUUGUUCAUUGUGGUUUAUUUAUUAAUUUACAUUUUAAAUAAUUAUGAUAUAGGUGCAGAUGAGCAAAGAAUGUUGCAGUCAAAUAAAGCAGUUUAUAUUUUCAUACA